AUGAGGUUGAUAGUGCACAACAUGUUAUCUUGCAACAUUAAAGGAGUGGUUAACAAGUUUCCUCUGCGUAUCGAACCCGAGAAGAUAAUCGUAAAAAAGGUCGAUUUCAACCCGGAUUUUCUCAAGCACAUGUUUGCCAAAAUCGAUUGGAAAGCUCUAGUGUACGGUGCACGUUCUAUGGAACACACCGAACUUCCCGAUAACGCACCCGACAUAAAGACGCUGGAAUCUGACGAAUCAUUCCUCAGGAAAUUCCACCACGCGUUGCUCGAGCUUCAUCUUGAGGAAGGCUCACUCGUCUGCCCAGAAACCGGUAGGAAGUUUCCCGUUAACAAAGGAAUCCCCAAUAUGCUUCUCCACGAGGACGAGGUUUAAAUUAAGCAUAGUGUUAUAGAUUGAUUCAUCUUUCCAUGCAUUGUGUAAUGGAUGAGUUCUUUAUGUGUUAGU
Messenger RNA from Arabidopsis lyrata subsp. lyrata, 447 nucleotides. RefSeq names its product multifunctional methyltransferase subunit TRM112-like protein At1g78190. The record is from RefSeq and is a predicted model, not a curated record. The transcript has a single exon. Gene Ontology annotation, molecular function: protein heterodimerization activity. Bases 1 to 375 code for a protein of 124 amino acids. Gene Ontology annotation, biological process: tRNA methylation; peptidyl-glutamine methylation; rRNA (guanine-N7)-methylation. NCBI's taxonomy places the organism in Eukaryota, Viridiplantae, Streptophyta, Magnoliopsida, Brassicales, Brassicaceae.